AUGACGCGGAACCGCCCAGGGACCACUCCAGUGGAACCGAUAUCAUCAGCGGAUGCACAUGCAACGCAGGCGGUUUAUCUGGACGCUGCCGACAGUUAUUUUGGUGCCGUGACUGCCAAGAUUGGCGCGCCCUUCUACGAUGGCGGCUGCACGGCUUGGGGAUGCUCCCCGGGCACGGGUUCGCAGUGCCAGAGCUGCGUGGAACAAAGCAAGCGAUCGCAGGCAGAUCACUGCGCCACCUGCAAUGAAGGCUUCUACAUUGAUGAACCAGGAUGCAAGGCCAUUGCAGCCGACCAGAAGUGUGGAGGUGCCACUUGUGCGAAGAGCUGUGAGGGUGAGAAGUGCGGCUUCAAAUGUGCUGGAUCCUUAUUCGGUCAGGAGGAAUGUGCUCGCGACUGCAAGGGAGUGGAAUGUGGUUCUCAGUGCAUCGGCGGCAACUGCGCCUCUGCUUGCCAAGGCCUGGAAUGUGGCUACUACUGCCAGGGCACCGAGUGCGCCCGGAAGUGCGAAGGUGGCCGCUGCGGUUCCUACUGCAGUGGCGAGAAAGGAAGCCAAGGACAUUGCGCUUACCAGUGCAAGGGCAGGCAAUGUGGUUUCCAAUGCAUCGGCGCCAUGUGCGCGGCCGAGUGUACCGGAGACCGCUGCGCCUACCGUUGCCAGGGAAGCCACGAGGACGUGGGCACUUGUGGAACCAAGUGCAACGGUUUGGAAUGUGCUUACCGCUGCGAGGGCAGCAGCUGCGCUGAGCUUUGCGAAGGUGAACGUUGCGGUUUCGGCUGUACCAGCGGUAGCGGAAACAGCCAGACCUGCGCCAAACAGUGCAAGGGCGACGAAUGCGGUUCCGGCUGUGUGGGUGGCCUCUGUGCGGCCCAAUGCAAUGGACGGAAGUGCGCCUAUCAGCUGGGCGGCCCAGCACGGAGAAGAGACAGCUGA
Cladocopium goreaui is the source of this 933-nucleotide messenger RNA. NCBI's taxonomy places the organism in Eukaryota, Dinophyceae, Suessiales, Symbiodiniaceae. The record is from the annotation of a GenBank genome assembly.